Cladophialophora psammophila CBS 110553 is the source of this 1446-nucleotide messenger RNA. RefSeq lists its product as uncharacterized. Gene Ontology annotation, biological process: secondary metabolite biosynthetic process. The record is from RefSeq and is a predicted model, not a curated record. The transcript is spliced from 2 exons. Gene Ontology annotation, molecular function: FAD binding; monooxygenase activity. NCBI's taxonomy places the organism in Eukaryota, Fungi, Ascomycota, Eurotiomycetes, Chaetothyriales, Herpotrichiellaceae. The coding region runs from base 1 to 1446 and encodes 481 amino acids.
AUGGCAGACUUGCAUCUUAUAUACCAUGCAAGGGUGUUUUCCCGUCAGCGAAGCUGCUCAAUAAAGUCUGAAAUUGCUAGUCUGGGAGUUGCCGUUGGUGAAGGUGUCCAGAGUGGAGGAAUACGAAGCUGGAAUGCUACAGCACAGAACGGCGAUUCCACGCCGCUCAAAGUCACAAUCGUGGGGGGCGGCUUUGGGGGCUUGUCCUGCGCGAUUGCCUGCAAAGUUCAGGGUUUCCAAGUUGAUGUGUACGACCAAGCGGUAGAAUUUCUGCGAAUUGGCGACUCGAUUGGCUUUGGUUCUAAUUCUGCCCGCUUGUUCCACCGAUGGGAUGUAGGCAAUGAGCUCGAAAAGAUCUCGACCAAUAUGCCAGGGAUUGAAAUCUACAACUUUGAUUCAUCGGAAAAGAUGCUGGGAUUCGACAGCCAAAACGGAGAUGCAAAGGAAAAAUAUGGCUAUCCCGCCCUUAUCGCGCAUCGUGGAGACUUUCACCAAAUCCUAUCCCGCUAUGCUGUCGACAUUGGAGUCAAGCUCCACAUGGCCACGACCGUUUCGAGGUACGACAACACGAAACCCAGUAUCAUCCUCGAGAGCGGAGAAGAGAUUGAAUCAGAUGUUGUCAUUUGCGGAGAUGGUUUUAAGAGCAAGGGCCGAGAGGCUGUCUUGGGCUACGAGGACCGACCCAUCCAUAGUGGCUACGCAGUGUAUCGUGCGUACAUGGACGGGGAGCUGCUGAAGAGUGACGCCCUAGCUGAGAAGUUUUUAGACAAUGACGCGAUCCGCUUAUUUAUUGCGCCGGACAUGCAUGGUUUCGUCACGACCCUGCGUAAUGGCAAAGAGGUCAAUGCUGUCUUAACACACAAGGACGAGGCGGACAUUGAAGAGGGCUGGAACAAGCGGGGCGAUAUUAAAGAUGUUUUGAAACUUACGCAUGAUUGGGAUCCAGCAUUCCGCAGAGUAUGGGAACUCAUGCCUCUCGAGAACGUGAUUGACUGGAAACUGAUCUAUCGCCCAUGCUUGCCACAGUGGGUGUCAAAGACGGGGCUGGUCAGUCUAAUGGGCGACGCAGCCCAUCCAUUUCUGUCAACUUCAGUGCAAGGAGCUAGCCAGGCCGUUGAAGACGGCGCAACCAUUGCCAAGUGUCUGGCAAAGGCUGGCAAGGGCAACGUCCCUCUGGCACUGAAUGUCUUCUUUGAGAUUCGGCACAAUUACGUGGCCGAUGCGCAAUCCACAGGCAUCAAGCAACGCGAGCGAUGGCACAGCCUACACGACAGAGAUACCAAAUCGUUUAAGGACGAGUUCGACCUGAACGCGGUGUCAUUAACCAACUUUUAUUUAUGGGGGAAUGAUGCCGAAAAGGUGGUUGACGAACGAUGGGAUGAAUUGUCUGCAAUAGUGAAGUUACGAGCCACCAAAUUGACCCAAGAAAAUGGCAAAGCCAGCUAA